Trichoderma harzianum CBS 226.95 is the source of this 417-nucleotide messenger RNA. RefSeq lists its product as hypothetical. Bases 59 to 316 code for a protein of 85 amino acids. The transcript has a single exon. Lineage: Eukaryota; Fungi; Ascomycota; Sordariomycetes; Hypocreales; Hypocreaceae. The record is from RefSeq and is a predicted model, not a curated record.
AGUACGGAGUACAUACGAUUACUCGUACAGUAGACGGCACGAGGCCAAUUGGCCCGCGAUGCCAUCCAUCAGAUCCUUUUCUGCGCUUCCUCUGCCAGCCUGCCUGCCCGCUGCCUUGCCGUUGGGCUACGUCGCACCGCAUUGCCUUGCGUCAAAGCGUGUGUGCGUUACGGUAGAGCCAUCGCCCAAUAGGGAUCUUGAUCCGUCCGCCAUCUGUCGCCUACUCCGACGUGAGGCUGUACAAGAUGCUCGCCCUUUGGACCGACUCGACUCGAGCUUCAAACUGCUUGCUCCUGCCAGCCCAUGCGGCCGCUGAAAUUACCAUCAUGCUCGUCCGCCUGAUAGCUGCACAGUACGCGCCACUGGCCCGUGUAACUUAGCAGGUCUGCGGAGGCGCUUGAUCGGGGAUGCAAUUAA